AUGUUUUGCAUGCCCAAACAACGAGAGCAGCCUAGUCCGGCAAGUAUAAUUUUCGGGCGGCUGUUGGAGCAGGAGGACGUUUGGGUUGACCACAUCCUUCCGUUCGUUGGCAUGGGCCACUACGCCUUUGUUGGAGCAGUGAACAAACGGUUCCAUCGACUGUACCAGCAAUACUGUAAUAGUGAGACUGUACGUGCGAAUCCCCCUCUGAUUCAAGUCCACAACCGACGAAGCAUUAGCGUAUUUCCGUUUACCAAAACACGCUCUGCCACGGCCAGUGAUACCUUUUACAGUGCCGUUUUCUAUUCUGCUUCGUGUGCCGAGUACUGGGAUAUGGACACUCUCAGCAGUCAACAACUGAUGGAUCAUUCGAUAUGCAAGAAAAUUGCCAAACUGGGGAGUCUUCCCGUCAUGAAAUGGGCACGAAAAAAGGGAUUUGCGUGGGAUGGAGGGACGUGUGCCGAGGCUGCGAGGAGAGGACAAAUGGAGUUGCUCCAGUGGGCCCGAGAAAAUGGCUGCCCAUGGAACAAUCAUACGUGUUCUGGAGCUGCUCGGGAGGGACAUUUUGAGAUAUUAGAAUGGGCGCAUCAAAAUGGCUGCCCGUGGGAUGUCCAUACAUGUGCCAAGGCUGCCAAAGGGGGGCACUGGGAAAUAUUGAAAUGGGCCCAUUCUCACAGCUGUCCUUGGAAUGAGAAUACAUGUUCUCAGGCUGCCAGGAGUGGGUAUUUGGAAAUGAUACAGUGGGCCAGAGAGAAUGGCUGUCCAUGGGAUGCAUGGACUUGUGCCAGGGCGGCUCAGGGUGGUCAUUUGGAAUUACUCCAGUGGGCAAGAGCAAGUGGCUGCCCAUGGGAUUCCAACACCUGCGCAUUUGCUGCUUAUGGAGGACAUUGGGAAGUAUUGAAAUGGGCUCAUGAGAAUGGCUGCCCGUGGGAUGCCUAUGCAUGCCAAGCGGCAGCUAGAACCGGUCAGUUGGAGAUACUCCAAUGGAUGAGGGAGCAUGGUUGUCCAUGGGAUUCCAAUUUGUGUUCUUCGGCUUCUUAUGGUGGCCAUUUUGACAUUUUGAAAUGGGCCCAUGAAAAUGGCUGCUCGUGGGACACCAACACAUGUGCAUUUGCUGCAUUGGGGGGACAUUUGAAUAUAUUGAUGCGCGCAUUGGGGGGUGGUGAAAUGGGCACUGGACAAGGGCUGCCCACUGCGUUUUGGCCCGUUAUGGUUUGGUCCUUUGUGGUUCGUUCGUUUGCAACUGUACGUCUUUCUUGCUGUGCAUGGCAAGCUUCGCGAGCCACGUCAGUUACUAGUUGA
Molecule: messenger RNA, 1302 nt
Organism: Seminavis robusta
Lineage: Eukaryota; Bacillariophyta; Bacillariophyceae; Naviculales; Naviculaceae
Source: the annotation of a GenBank genome assembly